Molecule: messenger RNA, 1209 nt
Organism: Rotaria sp. Silwood2
Lineage: Eukaryota; Metazoa; Rotifera; Eurotatoria; Philodinida; Philodinidae
Source: the annotation of a GenBank genome assembly
AUGCAAAAUAAUCUUGAACAAUUUGUUCUUGUCUGUCUUGAUUCUUCAUCGAAUCAUUUAGUUGAUCAUCUUAAACAAUUUCAACGUCUAAUAAGUUGUGUACAACACUUCAAUGAUGCUAAUUCUUGUAUGGAUUAUAUUACAAAUAUUAAAAAUGAAAAAAUUCUUCUCAUUAUAUCAGUUGAACAUUUUCAAAUGAUACCAUCUAUCUAUCAUAUACAACAAAUUUAUUCGAUCUACAUUUUCAAUUUCAAUCAAUAUGAACAAGCAAAUAAAGAUACAUUAAAUUUUCGAAAAGUUCGAGGACAUUUCGAAACAAUCGAUAAAUUAUUUAGACAAAUAACAUAUGAUAAGAAAUAUAUUGCAUCAAAUCUUUUAACAAUAAACAGUUUUCCAACAUGUAGUACUCUAGAAUCUUAUGAUAUAAGUAAUCAAAUGAGCAAUAACAAUAUUCAAGAAGCAACAUUUAUGUAUUCGCAAAUUCUACGUAAUAUUUUUAUUAAUGAAAUCUAUAAAGAUAUUGAUAAAAAUGAGAUGAUUGAAUUUUUUCGACAACAAUACAACGAGAAUGAAACAGAAUUGGAAAAAAUUGAUAAGUUUGAACGUGAAUAUACAAUUGAACGUGCUAUUUAUUGUGAAUUUUUAUCAACAAAUAAAAAACGAGAAUUAGCAGAAAUCUAUAUUCAACGUGGAUUCGAUGAUAUGCAAUCGAUUCUAUUUGAAAUCGAAUUAAAUUAUACAAUAUUAACAUCAACUCCAUUUGCUGAUAUUUCUGAACAAAGUCAAUUCGAUUUAGAAGAAGAAAUUCUUCUAUCAAUGGGUAGUGUUUUUCGAAUUCAAUCUUUAACUCUUACUUCAGACAAUAAUUGGAAUAUAAAAUUGAUUCAAACUUCAGAUGAAGAUCAACAAUUAAAAUUAUUAUAUGAAUGGUUAAAUCAAGCUGUAUUUCAACAAUUGUCUUUGCCGGGAUUCAAUCAAGAUAUUGAUACAAUGAGUGCAACAUCAUCAAUUUUCGGUGAAAUAUAUUUUCAUCAAAAGAAAUAUGAAAAAGCUAUACUAUUGUAUCAGAAGACAAUUGAAUUGUUUAAACAACAUCCAGACAAAAGUGUUCCAUCGACUAUACAAAAAUGUUACACAGGUCUCAGUGAAAUCUAUUUAGAAGAAGAACAAUAUAUAAAAGGUAUGAAUGAAACAAAACCUUUAGGCUGA